Molecule: messenger RNA, 8118 nt
Organism: Girardinichthys multiradiatus
Lineage: Eukaryota; Metazoa; Chordata; Actinopteri; Cyprinodontiformes; Goodeidae
Gene: tnrc6ba
Product: trinucleotide repeat containing adaptor 6Ba
Exons: 23
Coding region: 1-6345 (2114 amino acids)
Biological process (GO): positive regulation of nuclear-transcribed mRNA poly(A) tail shortening; miRNA-mediated post-transcriptional gene silencing
Cellular component (GO): nucleoplasm; P-body
Molecular function (GO): nucleic acid binding
Source: RefSeq, a predicted model, not a curated record
AUGAAGGUCAAGAAGCGUGUUUUCCUCAUCCCUCCUGACGGGAACCAGCCAGCUAGCAGAUCUUCAUAUGUGAUUCCUGAGAAAGGAGAAUUUGGUCAGGAGCAGCAGUUCAUGGAAGACAAGAAAAGGAAAAAAGACGACAAACGCAAAAGGGAAGCCUCUCAGAAGGUUGCAGAGCAGAAAAACAAAGUGACAGACGUGACCAAGCCAGCUGCUGCCCAGUCUCCUGCCGCACAGAGCAGCUCAACCUCCCCCAGCCCUGGACCUACCCCCUCUGCCUCUCCAACCCCAGCAACCUCAGGCCCUGGCAGUGCUGCCACCCCAUCUCAGGGCGGCAACAAUGCCAAGCGCCUGGCAGUGGCCAACGGACAACCCAGCUCCAACACCAAUUCUUCCACCACCGCUGGCGGCCUCGGGGCUGCUGGGAACGGCAGCACAGGUAGCGGAGGCGGAACCCAGGCGCCUCAGCAGCCGUCGCGCUACAUGCCGAGAGAAGUGCCACCGCGGUUUCGCGGCCAGCAGGACCAUAAAGUGCUACUGAAGAGGGGUCAGCCACCACUGUCCUCCAUGCUGCUGGGAGGUGGGGGUGGAGAGGAUGGUCCAAAUGCAAACAUGGCUGCUGUCUCAGAUUCUGCAUCUUCAUUGUGUCUCACCUCAUCAGUUGCUGCUUCUACAACUAUUUCCAAUUAUGCAAAUUCCAUGUGGGGGUCAAGCUCAGGCAGCCAGGCCUCUUCUCAGGGCAAGGAGAAGGUCAUCGUUGAUGGCAACAACCUAGAGGAGUGGCCGAGUAUUGCUGGCAGUGAUGGAGGAAACGGCGGCAGCAGCGGAAUGCCUGUGAAUAGCAUCAGUGCCUCUGGCAACCAACCCUCACCCACUUCCUCAUUCCCUUUGCCCAAAGAAUGUAUGCAGUCGUCCAAUAGUGUUGCAUGGGGGACAACUGCCACCCAGGGUCAUCUUGGAGGAGGUACUGCCGUAGCUGCAACUGGGCCUCUGCUACAACAGCCCUCCUCAAUUUCCAAAGCCCCCGUUGUGCCAGGGAGCCAUGACGCCAAUGGCCCCGUUGAUGGUAGCAGUGGGAUUCCAGGUGCCAACUUCAGUCCAAAUGCCAACCCUUCAGCCUGGCCUGCCCUGGUGCAGCAGGACGGCCCCACUGAUCCAGGGGAAGGGGCUCUGACUUCCUUUCAUCCCCAGGGUUCUGGAGGGUCUGUCAACAACUCUGCUUCCUUGGGGCUGGGAGGCAGGGCAGUUGGGGUGCUGGGGAGUCACCCAUCUAUAUCUGUGAAUCAGUCAAGCACCCAUCAGCACCAACUUCACCAAAUGCAAUCCAGAGACAGAGAGGCUGGAGUGGGGAAGUGGGACAGUGAAUCAGCGGGACCAAAAAUUUCAGGGGGGGAUGGGAUUGGGGGAGGACUGGACCAUGGUGUUGGAGGAGGCAGGGUAAGUGCAGGAGACCAUAGCCUUGCCACCUCCUGGAGAGGCCAACCUUCUUACCCUGCAGCUUACUCCAAAACGGGUGUCUCAAGGACUGAUGGAUGGGAGGAUGGGGGAAGUGGGGGAUUAGGAGCAGCAGAAGGAGAGAAAGGGACAUCGGGUUGGGGAUACCCUAGUUCCAGUUGUGGCAGUGCUGAAAAUGGGGGUAACUGUGGUCAAACCUCCGGGACAUCUCAGGGAGGGUGGGGGUUAUCAGUGGUAGGAGCAGAUAGAGGGGUUUCUGGUAGUGAUUGGGGUAGUAGCUCUACUGGUAUUGGUGGAUCAAAUCCAGGAGCUGGCGAAAGGGGGAACUGCAGUAGUAAUAGCAGCAGCAGUGGUGGAAGCACUGUAGGCAACCCUCCUACUGCUUCUUCAUCAUCAACAACAGCCCCCGCUACUAGCAAAGCCUGGGACAAUCAGAAAGGGGAAGUGGGCGAAUGGGGCGAUGGAGGAGAAGGACAUGGGGGACGGGGGGGAUCUUCAUCAAGUGGUGGAAAUUCCAGAAGUGGAAGUGUGCCUGAUCGAAUUCGCCGACAGGCACCCAAUCCUGAAGCUGCCUUACAGAACCUGCUUAGUCGGUCUGAUUUGGACCCCCGGGUCCUGUCCAACUCAGGCUGGGGCCAAACACAAAUCCGACAAAACACAGCCUGGGAUCUUGAUGAACACGCGGGACAAAGCAAAGUUGGACCACCUUCAGCUUCAUUGAAACACUCGGCUGGUCUUACAGGUCCUGCUCAAUAUUCCAGUGGACCCAGGACCCUAAGCACUGACUCAACAGGUCAAGGGGUCAGUUCCUCCUUAAUUCCUUCUACUGGGUCUUCUGGGGAGGGCUGGGAGAGCAGCAGCAAUAGCAGCAGUAGUGGGGCAUCUUUGUCUGGAAGAGGCCUCCCGCCUACAUGCACCAACAUGAGGAAUCUUGGCAUCUCACAAUCUGGGCCAGUGACCUCCUCUGCACCUGGUAUGGGGUCGGGGAUGGUGCCUGGGGCCAAGGCUACAGGUUGGGUUGAAGGAGGAAAUGGGGCUGGGGAUAAGCAUGACUCCAAGGACUGGGGGAAUGAAGAAUGGAGAAGUAACAGUCGAGCAGAAAAGGGAAGAGGAUGGGGUGAUGUCAGGCAGAGAUGUGACUCAUUAAGUGGAAGAUGGGGAGAUCGUCACCAUGAGAAAGGGGCAGAGUGUUGGAAAGACAUGGGUGGGAGUGAUGAAGGAAGUGGGUGGGGAUCAAAAUCGAAGGUUGGGUCAGGUAAAAAUUGGUUGGAGCAAGAAUCAAAAUCAAGCAGUGGUGGAGGAGGUUGGGACGAUGAGAGAAGGAAUGGAGGGCACUCACAGGGAGAUUCAGGUGGGGGUGGCUGGGGGAACUGGGACAGUAGUGCACCCCGGAGGACCUGGGGAACAGGAGGCACAGGGGGAGGGGGUGGUGGAGCAGGGGGGAUGGAUGGGGGUGGAGGCAUGGGGUCUAAACCUCAUCAGGGAUGGAGUGAAGGAAACAAAAUGCACCAGAUGCCAAACUGCCAGUCGGGCUCCAUCUCAGGCCCACAGGCACAACUGCAACAGCAACAAUCACAGCCCCACAAUCAGCAUCCACAGCUGCAACAAGCAUCGGACCAAGGGGUUAUGCAAGGGGGCGGGGGGAGGAAGCUCGUCUCUCAAACCCAGACACAGAACCAAAGCUCAGGCUGGAACUCAGGACCUAUUCCUGGCGUCUCUGGUGGAGGUGGGAGUGGACCUGAACCAAGCGGCUGGGAAGAACCCUCCCCGCAGUCAAUAAGCAGGAAGAGCGAGAUAGAUGAUGGAACAUCAGCAUGGGGAGACCCAACCCAUUACAACUACAAGCCAGUUAACCUGUGGGAUAAAAACAGCGGGUCCUCUAGUCAGCAGCCACAUGGGCAGGGUCUGACCCAGCAGCAGCAGGGACCUCCUGUGCAGCAGCAGCUACAACAGGGACCUCCUGUUCAGCAGCAGCCCAGCAGGCAGGCCACAGCGCUCACAGAACCUUCAGGCUGGGGUAUCACUUCUCCAGCUAAUCCUUCAGUAGACAACGGUACGGCCGCCUGGGCGAAACCCAGUGACGCUCCGACUGGCUGGGGUGAACCUGAUGAUGCUGGAGGGAAGACUGCGUGCUGGGGAAACCCUUCUCCAAACUCAAUCAGAUCCGGUCCAAAGUCUAUGCAAGGUGGCUGGGGGGACAAGGAAAGUUCGGUGGCAGCUUCACGCCACUCCAGCUGGGAGGAUGAAGAGGAAGGAGGCGGCAUGUGGAACAGCACAGGAUCCCAAGGAAGUGGCUCAUCUUGGGGCCAAGGAAGCAAUGGAGGCUGGGGUCAAAGCAACCCAGUGAAAAAGACCAGCAGCAAGGGUCCUCUGAAGGCUGGAGGUGAUUCAUGGAUGAGCCCCAUCAACAGACAGUUCUCCAAUAUGGGAAUUCUGAACGAUGAUCCUAGUGGCCCAAACAUUGACCUACCUCCAGGUUCUCUUCAGGAGAAGAGAAUGGAGGCGGAGAAGAGAGGCAUAGGAAUAAAUGAUUACAAUGGAGACAUGAGGAAAGGAGGAAGAGGAGGAGGUCCAAGUGGAGGAGUGAUUUAUCGUCCUCCUGGGUCCAAAGACCCAGCACAAGUAGAUCCAGGGUCUUACUAUGACAAGACCGUGCAUUUGAUCAAUCAGGAUGGGUGCCUUGGGGAGGAGGGUCCUUGCCCUCUGUACUCACCACCCACUGGCUACAAGUCCCAUACCCUCUUCAACCACUCUGUCCCCUUUAGACAAGGUGGUCACAAUAUCUUUGGCGGUACUGGAGGAAUGACCCAAUCAAGGCAUCAGCCAAGUAUCCCCCCAAUAAACCAGUCCCCAGGGAUGCGAGCACAAGUGCCUCAUCAGUUCCUGUCGCCUCAGGUGCCAGGGUCCAUGCUGAAGCCGAUGCCCACUCCCAGCGGGAGUGUGGGAGGUGUUGGUGGCAUGGGAGGGGUGCCAGGAGUCGGAGCAGGGGUGUUCCCUCCACAACUAUCCCCUCAGCAUCUAGCCAUGCUCAGCAGCAUCUACCCGCCUCACAUCCAGUUUCAGCUGGCUUGUCAGCUCUUAUUGCAGCAGCAGCAACAGCAGCCACCACAGCAGCAGCAGAUCCUGCAGAACCAGAGGAAGUUCACACCAAACGUGCGGCCGCAGACUGAUCCUCAGCAGCUGGCCAGGAUCAUGGCGGUGCUCCAGCAGCAGAGGCAGCAACAGCAGAUUGGAGGUUUAGGUGGCGGCCCCAAGCUCUCCCCCUCCCACCAUGGUGGAGUGGGUCCUAAACUUUCUGGAGCUGAAACUCUGCCCCAUCCAGGCCUGGCCGGAUCAGUGGCUGAGCUGCAGCAGAAACCAUUCGGAUCAUACUCUGGCUUUGGUUCUGCUGUGAACCUCCCAGGUCUGGAACUUGGAGGCUCUAUAGUGGGGGGACCCGGAGCCAUGAAGGACCUAAGCGCUCAGCAGUCCCGCUUUAAAUGGAUGAUGGAGGGAAACUGUUCUCCUGAUACUUCCUCUCCUGAAAACCUGUACCACAAAAAUGGUCCUGUCACCCCCAUAAAGAUGCCAGGGAGCUCACCUUACUCCCAGUUUGACAUAAUGGUUGGAGAUGGACCGAGUGACAACUGGCAUCGCACCCCUGGUAACAAGAUGGGUGCUAAGCCUACCAACACACCAAGCUGGCCUCCUGAGUUCCAGCCUGGGGUGCCAUGGAAGGGAAUCGAUCGUGUUGAUCCAGAGUCUGAUCCAUACAUGACGCCAGGGAGCAUGAUGGGAAACGCAGUUUCUCCCGGUCUCAAUGAUACAGAGCACCAGUUGUUACAAGACAAUAACGAUUCCACCCCUUCCCUGAACACCUUGCUGCCUUCACCUGGUGCCUGGCCCUAUAGUGCCUCAGACAGCCUUCUAAACAAUGCACACAACUCAGCAAAGUACACGGACUACAAGACAAGCUGGCCCCCAGAACCCAUUGGACACAAGUCUUGGAAAGCCAGUCGUGGCAGCAGCCAGGCCCAGUUGUCCCGUCCACCUCCUGGCCUUGCCAGUCAGAAGCAGCCAUCACCCUCCCCUUGGUCAGCAGGAGCUCCUCGGUUGCCUGGAAGAGGGUGGGCAAGCGGCUCCAGGAACACCGGGUCAACCUGGAGUGACGGAAACUCUCGGGAAAGCUGCUGGUUGGUGCUCAGCAACCUCACACCCCAGAUUGAUGGUUCCACUCUGAGAACCAUCUGCAUGCAGCACGGUCCCCUGCUGACCUUUCACCUUGGCCUCACCCAAGGAAGCGCUCUGAUUUGCUACGGCUCCAAACAGGAAGCAGCCAAGGCCCAAAGUGCACUCCACAUGUGUGUUCUGGGUAACACCACCAUCUUGGCAGAGUUUGUGAGUGAGGAGGAGGUUGGUCGUUAUAUUGCACAUUCCCAGGCUGGGGGAGCUGGGAGUGAAGGAACCUCUGCAGGCUUGGGGCCCACGGCAGCUUCCGCUGUUGGGACGGGCAGCAACGGAGGGAGCUGCGAUAGGGGAGGUGCGGGAGGCACCGGCGGGGGAGGAGUAGAAGGCGUCUCCCCGGCUGGAGGAGCCGAGUCUUCCAGCUCAGGGUGGCAAAGUCUAGACAGCACAGGCAGCUCAUCGGACCCUUCUGCCACCCAGGGGCCCGGGCUUGGCAUCUUCACGCAGUGGAGCAGCAAUGGAGCCGGGGUGGGAGGAGCUGGAGGGGUGGAGGCUGGAAGGCAGGUUCUCUGGGGUGGGAUUGGGGGAGUGAGCGGGGCAGGUUACCCCGGCGGUGGCGGCGGCAGUCUCUGGGCUUCUCCAGCACUUGAAGAUCGUCACCAGAUGGGAAGCCCCGCCUCUCUGCUGCCAGGAGACCUGCUGGGCAGCAGUGCUGACUCCAUCUGACGGGAUGACUGACGCACGUUUUCCACCCGAGUUACACUCUGCAUUUACUUACAAGGCAGUAAGCUACACUGGUCCUCCAACAGAGACACUUACGACACACAGCCUACAUGCACAGUUAAACUGCUCCACUUUAAAAUGAAGACAACAGGAAAACUUGAACUGGGGGAAGAAGGUGAAACCCAUGAAACUUUUUAGGACUUUUUACUCCAAAUCUCACCAUCAGCAUCCAGAGACCCGAUCACUCAGGCAUGCACUGUAGACGGGCUCAGCCGGAGUCGAACGUGUCAACAGUUUAGCUAUUGCUGUUUUUAGUGUGCCACUUUCUUUUGUAUCACUAUUUAAUGGUCAGAUCUCAAAAGUCAGACUUGCAGACUGAGCCCUUGUCGACCUGGCUGGCAUAAUUCUGCGCUCCAGGGUGUGUUUGUUUUUUAUUUUAUGGGAGCUUGAGAGUGAGAUGGGUCCAGAGGGGAGGAUGGGGAACUUGUAGAGUAUUUGGGACAGCACCACACUACUGAAUCAAAGGAUGAGCAGAAAUGAAGAGGUUCGUCUGUAGGUACUGACACAUCUACAUGGCACCAUUACAGAGGGACCCAGGGUAAAAACACGAGCAUCAUUAGCCAAACUUGCACUAUACUCCUCUGGGUUUGUUGUUGACUCAUCCUCUACAAAUCCCUCCUUGUUUCUUUUUUUUUUUUUUUUUUACUGUGCUACAACCCAACAACCGAGGACCUUAGAGGACGAUUAAAUGUUGCAACAGCUGUGGCCUUGACUGAAACCCAGCGGCCGCCCACCUGCCAUGCCAGCACCAUUGCACCCUCUCAUCAGUGACACUCUGCUUAUAUAUUGACAAGUAAAACUGUAUCUCUCUCUCUUUCAGUGUACGUUGGUUGUUUAUCAUAUUUUCAUGUUUUAAAAGAAACAAAAUCCGUGAAACUUUGUGGAAGUUCAGAGAUGUCCUUUCUGCCCUUCAAACACUGACCUCGCUGUUAUAUUUUUUUUUUAUUGUUUUCGUAUUCAAGAAAAUCCAGUUGGGGAUCUGGAGUCACCAUGACUUGGAUCACUCAUUUAGUUGCUGUAGAAGCUGCCCUCCUGCCUGCCUGUGCAUGAAGAGUGUCAACAAUCUUUGGCUGAAAGCAGGAGUAUGUGAAGAUGAUGAUGAUGUCUGCGUUUUUGCUCCUACAUUGAAUGUUUUUCUUUCUGGUCCAGGAGAAAUUCUUGGGAAAUGCUUAAGUGUGUGUGUGUGUGUGUGUGUGUGUGUGUGUGUGUGUGUGUAUGUAUGCUAACCUUUGAACCCUUGGUCAAGGGAGUGGAUGCUCAUCAUUCUGACAGCGUCCAUAAGAGAGGAAGGCGACAGUCGGAUGUCUGCAGAUGUUUGCGUGCUCAACAGUUUGGCUAAAAAGUUAAAAACAAUCUGGCACUCUUGCAUCUGCCUCUUAUGUCGGGUGGUUUUUUUAAGCAGCAUUUUGUUCCUGUUUGUAUUUUUUUCUGUCAAAUGCAAUAAGAGUAAUGUUUUGUUUUUAAGGCGAAACAAGAAACCGAAGGCAUUUGUGUAAAGAUGCCAUGUCCUACCAUACCAAGCUGAGCUGGAACAGUGUUUUACAGACACGUUAAACAGAUUACCUGUUAUGUUUUCUUUUUUAUUAUGUAUCCGUUUAAAUUAAGUCAGUCUUUAUUAUCACUCCUGUUCAGAAUUUUUCAUUUAUUUCAUGUUACAAAAAGGAGAGGAAGUUAAUUUAAAGCAGAAAAGAACAAGAUAAUAAAGGUUGAAUUGAA